Messenger RNA from Uranotaenia lowii, 977 nucleotides. Its product is annotated as chymotrypsinogen B-like. NCBI's taxonomy places the organism in Eukaryota, Metazoa, Arthropoda, Insecta, Diptera, Culicidae. Gene Ontology annotation, biological process: proteolysis. The record is from RefSeq and is a predicted model, not a curated record. Gene Ontology annotation, molecular function: serine-type endopeptidase activity. Bases 18 to 848 code for a protein of 276 amino acids. The transcript has 4 exons.
UUCUGCUUUCAUCGGCCAUGCUAUCCAGUUGGCUUACUUCUACAUCCGUUGCUUUCACGAUAGCUAUCGCAGCACUCGGAAAGGAUGUUCCUCCAAUCGAAGAAGCAAUGAGCGAUUCGUCCUCCGAGGCACGGAUUAAGGGUGGCUUCAGGACCACCCCGGGCGCGAUACCUUUUGUUUGCUCCAUUCAACAACGGAUUCCGGCCGGAGCCUGGAGCUGGACCCGGACCCAUCUCUGCGGCAGCACGAUUGUGAACGAAAAUUGGUUACUUACAUCGGCCCAUUGCGUGCACCAGAAACACCUCGGCACAUUGCUCGUCGUCUGCGGGCUGCGUCAAGUGAGAUCCCUGGGCCAAAUUACGGUAAAUCCGGAUUACGUCGGUGGCCAGAGGGGCAACGAUAUUGCGCUGAUUUUGCUCCGUAAAUCACUUGUGUUUACGGAAAACGUACAAGCGAUUCCGAUUUUCGACCAGUCCGUGCUUCCAAGCAAUAAGGCACUGAUUGUUGGCUACGGAGCUUCCUCUUCGAAUGAUGCACCUGGACCUAGGAAUGGAUUACAGGCCGCCGUUGUACCGAUAAUUGCCUAUCAGGAGUGCGUUCAGCGAUUAGGAACACUGGCAGCUUAUCUAACACCCGAUGUCAUAUGUACCGAUAAUGGUCAAGAGGCGGCAGGAACUUGCAUCGGUGAUUCAGGAGGUCCCGUUAUAAUCGCUACGGACCUAUAUCCAUUCAAUGUGCUCGCAAUCCCCACGUGGACGGUGGAUCCCUGUGGAAGUGGUCCUUCCGUCCAUACGCUGAUAGCGGCUCACCUGGAUUGGAUUCUGUCUAUUAUCGUUCCAAUUGUAUGACUGCGUCAUCAAUAAAAAUCACACAGUUUUUAUCCCUCAUUAAUUUAUCCAAAGCUCCCCGUGUGUGCUCGAAAUGAACAUUCCCGAAUUAGAUAACGCGUAUCAUCGUCUGAAACAAUCAGAGUUAGU